AGCUGACACCAUGGCUCACAGUUAGAGUUUCUGAGAGUGAACUCCUUGGAAAACCACCAGGUUCAUAUUUCGUGACAGUUCGUCAACCCAAUGUUCAGAGAAACCCAGGUGAAGCGGCUUUUGCUCCUUGCUGUGCUUUCAGUCUCCAGAGGCUUGUCAGACGCUGGAUGUGACGCGAUCAUGGGCAGCAGUGGGCAGACAUACAGGUGGGCCUUGCAAAAUCCCCAACUGGUCGCUCCAGUUCUCCUGAAGUAUGAUUUCUUGGAGUACAAAAGCCCUUUGAUGUCAACUUUGACUGAUAAUGCACUCGUCAUCCAAGCUCCAGCCGACAUCACCGCCAAUUUCGUGUUGACAUCCCCGGAUUCGAAUACGACCGCGGAGCAGAAAUAUCGCUUGCAGAGCAUCCAACUGCGCAAGCCUGCUUUGGUUGCAGAAGGGACGAAGCAGGAGCUGAGUCAUGAGCUGGAGGUUGUUCUUGUCCACCGGGAGGGGACGGGCUCGCGCUUUGCCAACGUUAUUGUGCCCAUAGAGGUCAGUGCUGAGCCGUCCUUGGAUCUUUUGGCACCUUUAUUAGACCAAGCAGAACUCCCAAGUGAGGUUGGGGAACUACAGCCUGUUCUUGUAAGCAUGCUUCCCCUCAAGCUUGCCAACGUCUUCGCCAACGUCUCGUUCCAGCAUUUCUGGGCAGAAGUGAAGACCUCGUGCAACGGCGGUUCAGCUGGGGCACGAAUCUUUAUGAGGAACCAAACCAUUGCCACUUCGAAGUCACGGCUGCAGCGGGUCCUCAACAUGCUGCAAUAUGCUCCAGAGCAAUUGCCCACCCUGCCUCCAACACAGACAUGGUUGGUCCAGCCGUGCCCAAGAGGAGGUUCCUGUGCAUUUCCGACUCCGACCAACUUGACCCCACAGCUUUUGGAGGCACAGGCAGCCUUGGCAAAUGACUCCACAAAGUUGCAAACUGCCAAGCAGGCGAUGGACGAGUCCUUGCUGGCGCUGACGGGGAAUGGCACUGAAAUUGCCAACGAUGUGUACACAACGGCCGUGCGAAGCAGAGACCAUCUCCGCAAUGCACAGGCUGCUGUGGAUGGUGCCUCUCGAACAGUCGAAACUUUACAAGCACAGAUUGACAGCGCAGCCUCAGCUGUUUGGGAUUCAGAUGCACCUCCAGUUGGUUCUGGGGACAGCAGGACCACCACAAGCACAAGCACAACCACCGCAAUUUCACCCGCAGUCUCAGCCAAACCAUCCAUGUUGGCAACCGGCAUAAGCGUGCAUGACUGCAGCAUGCAAGCUGCAUCACCCGUGGAGGUGGACCUCGCAAAGACCGAACAUGUUGAUGCAGGUUCUGGUGAAAGUUCUGAAGCACUCCUGUUUUGGCGGCUGUCGGCGACACCCGGCUUGCCUCCAGCAGAAGCAGCAGCGGCGGAGAGUGCUGCUGUAGCGCCAGAGCUUCAUGUAGCGAAUUUGGGUGACAGACUUCGCAUUACACCUGUGGACCAAAAACCCUUAAUGGUCUUGCUGGUGCAUGGCCUGGAGUUGCCCAUUUCCUUCGUUGAAGUGAGUGUGCCUGGUCAACAUGCCUUGGCCGGAAAGAGGUCUGCGGCUGAGAUUCAGCUGGUUCACAUGCCUUCCGAUGCUUCCAAAGCUGUGGCUGUGGCUAUGCAGAUGGACACAAGUCAGGAUGAAAAUGCUUGGUUUCAACACCUGGGAGACUCCCUGCCACGAGCAGGAAUGACAAAAGAAGUGCAAGGAGCGGAUCCUAUGAUGAUGCAUCCGGCAUUUGGACGUGGAGUUGCUGGCCAUUUCUUCAGAUACGAUGGCAGACUCCUUCAAGACUCCUCCUGCGCUCGCAUUAGGUGGCAUGUCUUGGAGGAGCGGGGCCACCUCAGCAGCAGCCAGCUGCAAGCUUUGCGACAGGUGCUGCGGCCUCCUGGCUCUGCUUUUGAGACGGAUCCCAGUGCUUUGUCUCCGAUGUUGCUGCGUGGCCAGAGCAGAGUGUCGCUCGCAACAUUGCAUACGGGCACCCAAGCGGUUCUUGCUCAGGUGGCCUCAGAUGCGGCUUCUGAUUUUUGUCCUUAAGCAUGUCUCAGAAUCUUAUUUUGGCUGCUGUGUGAAGGGCCGGAGGGAUUCAUCAAAAGCUUUGCGCCGAGGAGGCUUCAUCGCCGAGCCCGGUUUUGCUAUCGAUGCCACGCUUGCGUUCCAACGGGGUGAAGCUGCCAAUUUAGAUUCCAAUAUGCGCAGGGGAUUAGCAGAGUUGUAGAGACUGAGAGCUUGCCGCGCUUCCAGAUGCUGAUAUAAAGGCCUUAGCGGUCCUGAGCCAUCAAGUAGGAAGGACAUGG
Molecule: messenger RNA, 2339 nt
Organism: Durusdinium trenchii
Lineage: Eukaryota; Dinophyceae; Suessiales; Symbiodiniaceae
Source: the annotation of a GenBank genome assembly